CGGCCUCCAAUGGUGGACAUUCGAGAAGCCCUUAUCCAGGUAAAUUUUUCUAAAUUAUUAUUUGUAUUUAAACCUGGUAAGUUCAGAAAAUUUUUUAACAUUAUAAAUCGAGGGUUUUCAAACUUUUAUAUGGUUCUUUUGAGCUUAAAAUUAUCACUCUAUUGAGUCUCGCAAGGAGUCUGAAAAAUUAAACAGCCGAAAUCUGCAAACUUAACGGUCGUAGGAAGAGGUCUAGAGAAUUUUUUUGAACAUCCUUCAGUAAUUACUUAAUUGGCGGAUGAGAUGUUCGCCAGAAAGUCGAGUUUUAUUUCCUGCUCUUUUCAAAAUUUUUGAUAGAUUUUAAUGACUCCUUUCGUUCUCACAGUACAACUCGCUUGAAGUAAAAUUUCUAAUGGCGGUUUCAAUUAACUCAGCUAGACCCUGUGAGCAGGGUAACUGGGAUAACUGGAUGGUACUGGAUCCUUGGAAUCAAGUGUAGUAUUUGUCCGCUGUUUUUUAAAAUAGCAUCAUAAUGAUUGAUUUUUCUGAAAUUUUUAGCCAUCCCUUUUGCAGCAGUAAACUUAACGAAAGGUUGGUUGCACAGCAACCAUGGAUUCUCAAGAUCCGCUAAGGAUCUCAGCUGACAAUGAAACACACAAGACACAGAGGAAAAGAACCAAGAAAAUUAUUGGGCAACUUCAAGAACAGGUUGAAAAUACUUGUUUCACAGAACAAUAGCAAGCGAUUAGAGAUGAAGCCCUUUCACUCCCAAAAGGCAGCCAAAAGGAAUUUCUUUUUUCAACAGCUAUACAAUUUUAAGUAAAGUGACAAGGCAGAGAAAAAAAUUGGUGUUGAUUUCACACCGAAUUCCCAGAACUGAAUUUAAAAGAUUUGUGUGGUGAUCAAUGAGGAGAAUGAAAGGGUUAAUCAUGCUUGUAGAGCUCCUUCAUCUCAUGCACGAGUCUCACAGAUACAAAUUCAUCUUAUACUCUCACACUGAAGUUAUUAUUUCUCAUGAAUUUUAUGCAUCUUGUUUUAAAUUUUGUUUUUUAGUAUGCAAACUGUACCUAUAAAAUUAUUUAUCCUUUUAAGUAUAAUUUGAUUACUUCUUGUUCCCUUUCUACCUGCAUUGAACACUUUCCAACUGUACAAAUUUUCAUGCACUCAUACCCGUAGAUCUCCCCAUAAAGGCGAUGCCAGGGCCAUCACAACUGAAGGCUAUGCAGUCAAGUCUCACUCUUUGUCAGAAAAUUAAGUUGAGAGCUCUGUGCUUGGAAGUGACAAAUACUAUCAGAAUGCACUCUUUUGACCCGAAAAAAAAGCCAGUGUAUUAAAUACAAAUAAUCUGAUUUCCAAGUGAAUACCCAUCCCAGGGUAAUUUUCUUGUUAUGAGAAACAGAGCAUUUCUUUUGUUUUAACCCUUUACACCCUAACAUCAGAAUGCAUAUUCUCCAUACUGUUCUCUAUACAUUUCCUUUGGUGCUGAUGAGGAGAAUUUGUUUAACAAUCAAGAACUCCUGUAGUUGAUGAUCAUUUUCUCUAUUCUUGUGACCUAAAUGGUUUGAUUCAGGGGGAUAAUGUAAGGAGAAAUUGGAUGCUGGUCACUCUUAGGGGUCAAGGUUAAACACUAUCAUUAUAAGAAUCACAAAGAAAACAUCUAUUUGAUAUAUUUUUUUUUCAAAAGCCAAACUCAAGCUUGUUUAAGAGAAUUAAAAUAAAUUAUUUUAAAAUUAAGUUAUAGUUCACCAGUCCUACAAAAAACUACACAAAAUCAUCAGAGUCCAAGAAAACUGUCUUCAAAAUGUGCUUAAGCUGGUUAUGUGCAAUACUCUUUAAGUGAAACAUUUGUUUGCUUAUAAACAGAUUGAGUUUUACUUUGGAGAUUCUAACCUCCAAAAGGACCGUUUUAUGAAACAGGAGAUAAACAAACACCCAGAAGGAUGUGAGUAUUUUGUUUUAAGUUUAAAUUAAAAGAGUCAUGUUUUCUUAUAAUCACAGAUAACAUCUAAUCUCCAUCCUUUUGGUUUUCUCAAAAGUUGUUGAGGUUUAUUGUAGGAAAUGUCAAUGUUGUUGUUUGGCACCCUAAAGCAUUGUUAUAGUAAAGUGAGGUAAAUAGAGAAAAAUGUGUUUUGUCUUGUCACGAGCAUGGGACAAAUAAAAACUUCUGAGUCUCCAUGAGGAAUUGAACCUCAGACCUUCACAUUCUGCACUCUGAUGCUCUACCACUGAGCCACAGAGACUCUACGGUGGUUGAGGCUUAUUACCCUUCUCUAAGAACCUCUCGUGAUUAUUUCUUUCAGAUGUCAAUAUCUCAACCAUUGCCAGUUUCAACAGAAUGAAACAGAUUACAAAUGAUUUAAACCUUGUGGUUAAAGCAAUGAAAACAUCUUCAAUGCUUGAGGUUGGUUUUACAAACUGUUUUUUAAAAAUAUUGCAGGCUUGCACUGUUAAAAGUAUUUUUCAAUGUGAUUUGUGGCAGAUACAAAAUGAAUUGAGGUCAAACCAAAGGAAAAUACCUCUUGAAAGGGCUCUUGAUAUCAUUGGAAAAAAUUCUUGCUGAAAUUGAGGUUUUUUUCUGUUAUUUAUUUUUAAUGGAUUUUAGGUCAGUGGUGAUGACUCAAUGGUCAGGCGAAAGACUCCUGUUCCUGAACCACGGAAUGUAGAUGAAGAGACUAUUUAUGUUGUAAGUAUUUUAAUACUGGCUAAAAAACAAGAUCACAAAUGCCAUUAUUUUUUCAACUGGUACUAGAAAGGUGCAAUUUUACAUAAUGUACUCAAACAUGACUCAACAAAAUUACAAGUUGCAAUCAAAUUUAAGUCACUAAAACAAUCCUUACCUACUGAUUUAGAACCACUAGAUCUUGAUUUUAAAAUCUUGCAAUAUAUACCGCUUACUACCAGAGUUUGAGGUCUGUAGUAAAAGUUACAGCCAGAUUUAAUCUUUUAACUCCCAGAAGUGAUGAAACUGUAACUUCACCCUAUCAUAUCCAUUCAUUAUCCAGCAAACAGGUAACGAGAAUACUCAAACAUAUCAGGAAGAAGUUGUUGUCUUUCAAGAUCUAACACCAAAUUCUCAAAACUGAUUUAAAAAGAAAUGGGUAACAUCGGGGGAAGAAUUAACACUGGGAUCUUGGGAGUGAAAGGCGUGAGCAGGACACGAGUGGGCCAUAUAUUCAAUUAUAAAAUAAAGGUUUGGGCUGGAAAAAAUAAGGUUAGUAAGAUAUUUAUUUUAUCUUUGGGUUCAAUCAGAAGGGGAGGAUUUCCAUUCAAACAUAUUUUUUUAAUUUAGCAGGCUGUACAGUGAAAUAUGGCCUGCUAAAUUGACCAAUCAUUACACAUGUACUGACUAAGAAAUACAAUAAGACUGUAAACUCAGAAUGAGCUAAGAAAAAAUGCUUUUUUUUAAUUUGUAAACCAGGCAAAUUAACAUAUGAUUCUAGGCAAAAGCUGUUUAGAAAAUGAAGGCCUGUCCUAGGCAUCAUUAAUUCUCCUGCUACACUAGGAGAUGACAGGAAGGGCUGUUUUUCUGUGACUUUGUUGGCAUGAUCUUGUGGAAAAGGUUCCUGGGAACUCCACCUUUUAUUAUAAUUCUUUACACCCUAACAUCAGUAAGGAUAUUCUCCAUACUGUUCUCUAUACAUUUUCAAUGUUAUUGACAAGGAGAAUUUGUUUAACAACCAAGAGCUUCUUUAGUUGGUGAUCAUUUUAUUUGUUCUCAUAACCUAAAAUAUUUUAUUCUGGGGGUAAUAUAGGAAGGAGAAAUUAGAUGCUAGUCACUUUUAAGGGUAAAGGGUUAUUGCCCAUGAGUGAUUUAUGGUUUGUAAGAAAUGAUUUUAUUAAUAGCUUGAGAAAGAUGGUUACAUUUUGAGCUUGAUGAUGGAGAAGAGAAAGAUGUCUUUUUGUCCUGUUAUGAGCGCGGGACGAUGGAAAAAGUCUCAGUCCCCAGGAGGAUUCAAACCAAAGACCUUGGGAUCAUCAGAGUGCAGAAUCUGAAGAUCUAAAGUUUGAUUCCUUAACAUGACUUAGAAUUUUUUUCUCUGUUCCAAGCUCAUGAGAAGACAAAGAAACAUCUUUUUUCCAGUUAUCAGUUAUAAUGCUCUUUAUCAUUAUCUUAAUGUAGGAAAGACUUCCUCCAUAUGCUGAUCAUGACUGGGUCAAAGAAAUUUUCAGCAAGUAUGGAAAAGUAGUUUACAUCAGGUAGGUGCUGAGAUCUUAUUAGAAAUUCUCAUUACUGUCAGCCAUACAAUGCUUAUGAUGCUAGUGGGGAGAAUUUGACCUCUGAUCAACUUAUGAUCCCUAAUUGGUAUUUUUCUUUUUUGUCUUUUGUUGCUUGAUGUUGUAAUGAUUUUGUAAGGGGGAAUUCUGUCUUACUAAUGGAAAUUAAAGGAUUAACGACAGUUGAGUUGGCCAAACUUGUUUAAAAGCCUGGCUUGUGGUCUGGAUUGCUUAUCAGGUAGAAAUUGUUAUCUUGACCUAUAACCAAAUUCUUUUAACUAAUUUGUAAGGAAAUGUGUAGCAGCUGGAGGGGAAAAUUAACUAUUAUGUCAGGAGUCAUGAUAAUUUUGCUAUUUGAUCAACUACUUACCCCCUAAUUGAUAUUUUUCUUUAUUCUUGUCAGUUGUCUGCUUGAUAUUGUAAUAAUAUUCUGAGUAGAAAUUCUGUCUCAGUCACUCAUGGAGGGUAAAGUGUUAAUUUCUUUUCUGCCAAUGAUCUUUUAGCAUCCCAAGAUUCAAACACACUGGAGAUAUUAAAGGAUUUGCCUUUGUAGAAUUUGAAUCUGCUAAGGUGGCUCAAGAAGCAGUUGAGGUACUUGUUUUUUUUUCUACAAUAAUUGAACAUGAUUUAUUUCAUUCAGUCGCGUUUUCCCGCGCUUUCUGGUAGUAUACUUUUGAAUCCUCAUUGUUUCCUUGUCUGAUUGGCUGUUAUGAUACGUUUUCUUUCGAUGUUAAAAGCGCAUGAAAACAGGUUUCCUGUAUUUAAGUCUUAAGAUUAGCUAAAACUGGAAUUUAUGGUCACCUGUUGGGAUAAAUGGUUUUUAGAUAAGAAGAUUUUAAGUUUGGAAUAAUAUUUUGCAGGUUUUUAACAAAGAAGGAAGAAUCAAACAAAGUAGUGAACCAGAAAAGAGUGAAAAUGGUGUCAAUGCUGAACAGUCGAAUGAACAACAAAAGGUGACGAAACCAAAACGAAAACGCUCUCAUAGCGAGUCAGAAGUGGACGGACAAAAAACCAGCCGUGAAAGGAAGAGGAAGAGAACUACAAGUGAAUCUUCGGUAGAUUCUGAGGCCAACGAGCCGCUGAUAGAUGUGAGGCCGAGUGAUGGAGGCAAGCGAAAAGGUAAAGAAUGUAAGACGACUGAACAAGAUGGCAGUAAAGGGACAGAAAAUGGAGAGAAGGGAGGGAAAGACGCGGACGGAAAGGACAAAAAGGGAAAGAAGUUUGUUCGGUGGCAAGAAGGUGAUGAACAACGGAGCAGCAAUAAAACUGAGAGCGGAGAAAAAUCUCGUAAAAGAUCCCAUGAUGAUUCUACAAGCGGCGAAGAGAGCGUGGAGCAGAAACGACAGAAGAUGAAUGACAAGUCGGAUAUGACCUCGAAAAAGGCUUCUGAGGAGAGUGGCGAAGAUGAAACUGUUGAAGGAGACAAGAAACACAAGAAAAGGAAGAGGAAAAAGAAGGAGAAGAAAGAAAAUAAAUUACCACACUUAAGAGUAAUCUCUAAGUAAGUUAGUUUACAUUCUGUUCUGUUCAUAACAAAUUCUCUUUAGUUUUUUUCGCCUGAUUUCACGUGAUAUAUUUGGGAGAGUUGAAUGUUGACCACGACAUUUUUUAUGCUGUUCUAAUCAACCUUUUUCCUUUUACAAAGAAAAAUCAAGGGAAUGAUUAAUCAUUCCGAAUUAAGUGAAUUCGCGAAGUUUUUUGGGAAUAAUUUAUGAGGAUUUAGAACAGAGUUCCAUGACAUUUGGCAUAUUUACCUGAUUCGAAAAAGUUCGAAGGCAAAACUCUCUAAUGACUGAAAUUGUUAAUUUUUGCUGAAUGCUGAGUGGCACUGAGUGGAAUUAAGAGUUCCUUAUUUUUUUGUUUGUUCUGAAGGUUAGAAUGGCUCGAGCUGAAAAAGGAGUAUAAAACCCUGCAACGCGAAGCCAUGAAGAACUUGAAAAAACAACUGCAAGAAAAAAUUCCCGUCAACUCCAGUCAAGCUGGAAACAAACCUCUAAAGUCAACACAAAACAGAGCUGAUGCGUCAUAUAAGGAGACCGAAGAAAAGUCCUCACAAGAUGGUGGCGCAACUGUAAAGACGCUAUCGUACACUCCAGGAGUUUUGUUAAAGUUCCAUUGUCAAGGUCGUGGAAUGACCAAAAAAGAGUUGAGGGUGAGAGGAAAUAAGAUUGCCUAGCGGAACGCAGCGGUCAAACUUCUGUGCAUGUGCGACAUUGUAAUGACUAGGUGGCGUGCUUUCAGGCUUCCAGAGCCAAGUUGUUUCACACGAGUUUCAAACAGCUGCAUAAGCUAGUAAGUCACGGUGUUCUAAAAGUGUGUUACUUUUUUGAUAAAGCUCAAAACACGAUGGGGGGUUUUGCUUGAAAGCAGUUGUUUCUUAUGCUUCCCAUUGAAAGUUUGCGCGCGAAAUCAGCGUGCGGCCGGUAAAAGUUUAUCUCCUUGCACAUGCCUCUCUCGUUUGACCGCUGUGUUCAUUUAAUCAGACCUGGAUAACUUGAUACAGUACCUGUGCGGACAUCGCAGAUGUCGCUGGUUCAAAUAUAAGCGGAGCACUUUGUUAUAAAUAUUUAGGGCGAAAAAUGCAUGUUGUUUUUCUUUUUUGUACUCGCUUCUCUUAAACACACAAGGUCAUGGAUAAAUUAUGAGCGUUUCCUUUCUCCAAUUUGUAAUCGUAGGAGAAAAUUUCAUGGUCUGCUCCCGUGGCGUAUUUAGAUCUAGAAGAAGGCAGUGUUGAGGUAAGGUAAAUCUUUCCUAAAUAACCGUCACAUGAUUAUAUUGACAUGGUUUACACAAUUCCCUCUAACAUCAUCACUUUUUGACAUUUCUUUUUUAUUUCCUUGGUUUGCUGCUGGGCCGAGCAUUCAUGCAGUAUGUAAGAGGGAAGGCGCAAAAUUUCAAAUUACGUCAUGCCAUGUACAAUAGCGCGACUGCUCUUCCAGUUAGGUUCUUUAAGUAACCGCUGUUUGGGAAAUGAGCCCGCGCUCCCUCCCACCCCAGCAUAUUUCUAGCCGAGAAUCUGUUUAAUGUAAGAUCAUUAUUGAAACACAUUUUUUUUAAUUUUCGUAGGGUUAUGUUCGUUUUCAUACGGCAGAAAAUUGUAACUUGGUGCUGAAAAAAAUGUCAUCUGCAAACGAUGAACUGCAGCUCAACAAACUGACGGGUAAUUUUAAUUAGCUUCCUAGAGGUCUGGAGAAAUAAAACCUUAAAGUUUCGAUGGAAAGUUGGGGAAAAUGAAAAUUUGAAAGCACCCGCGUGUGUUCUCGCACGCGCGCGUUAGUCCUGCUUUCGCCGCACGCCUACCACGCAAGUUACACUACAGUAUGAAAGGCCUGGAAAGUUUUUUUCGGAAAAUUGAACGAAAAAGAUUAUUUGGUGGUAGAAUGGACGGCUGUAAGGUGAUACCAGACGCUACUAGUACAUGUUCAAUUAACAAUUCUGAUUAAUUAUGGGAGAGAAACUUUAUCGCAAUUGAGAAAAGUCAAGGAACUUCGAAAACCGAAGUACGUGGUAACAAGAUGAUUGCAUGAUGACAAAUUGAAGAGGAAAAGGGAGUACCUCACCUUUUAGAAUUCUCUCAGUAACUGCAAGGAGACUUUGAAAUGUUUCCAUCUCGUAUUAACGCUCUUUAAAAGCGAUUUUAGCUUUUUUAUUUUACCUUUUAUCUUUGAAUUUGCAGAGGAGGAAGAAAUAUCAUAUUGGGAAAAGAUAAAUGCUGAUCGUAUGAGUAGAUAUAAUGCUAAGAGGGAGAAAAAAAGAGGAACCGAAAAGGUAGGAAUUCUUGAUUUAACAGAUUCUAUCAUGAUUUAGAACGUUCGUAAUUCUUUCUUUGCCCUCUCUGUGGGAUUUCCAAAUUCUAACGCAAGGACUGUUUUAAAUUUAGUGCAAGUACUUAGGGGCGUUAAAAAAACAUGCUACGUGAAGCGUCAUUUUGCUUUCUGUAGAGCAGCCUCUUGCAGAGGAAGAUUAUGACAAUGUUAACAUCAUAAGAUCAUUAGAGGUUAAGUAUAGUUUAACCAGCCUUCUUUGUGCAACUAACUUGAAAACGGAAAACAAACUUAAUGAACUUUUUUGAGUUAUUGAACGGGUUCUUUCAUUUUGCCUGUAAAACGAAGUUUAUGUAAAAUAUCUUAUAUGUAGCUUUCGGAUGACCUUAUGGGUCUUGUUUCGCGGAAACCAUAGCCAUUUUGCCCUGAGUUGUAGGAAGAACCUCAUCCUGUGCGCUUUUUAAAUCUUCUAGUGUAGCAUUGUUUUCUGAAAUUGCUGUUUUGCGUGAAGCGGAAACAUGCAUCGCUUGGUCGUAGAAACGUGAACUUUUUUCACCCUUUAAAUCCCAUGAGUGACCAAGAAAGAAUUUCUCCUUACAAUAUCAAUACAAUACCAAGCAGACAAGGGAUGGAAUGACGAAAAAUAUCAAUUAUGGAAUCAUUAGUUGAUCCAAUACUAAAUUCUUUAAAUCAACGUAAUGUGAAUUGUAUGGCAGACAGUAGGGAGAAUUACCAAUGAGAUCUGGAGAGUGCCAGGGUUAAUAACUUAGAAGUAAAGUUUGAAGCUUUUAGGGUUGUUUUAUAAAAACAGCGUGACUCUUAAGACUCGUCACUUUUGCUUGCCGCUCGGCUAAAAAAAAGGUAGCAAGAGAAUUUGAAACGUAGACUCAACUGAAGUUAAUGGUUUUCUGUGGUUUUAUAAACUCAUGAAUUUUCGUAACUUACGCAGUUGUUUAGACAGGAUUCAUUUUAGUUGCCAGUGUUUCUGUCGUUUAUUUGGUGGAUUAAUCUUGUUUGGUCUCGCCUUUUGGUCAGUGCUGAAACCCAAACAGGGUUACAAAACUGUGUAAUAACAACAAAUUCAACGAAGCGUGCUUUUGAUUUGGCGGUAAUUGUUGGAUCACGCAGCCGGCAGCGCUUUGAGUUGGAAUACAAAGCCAGCCAAUCAAAACUAACCGCUGUGAGAAGCUCAUUUAAUUCCAAGUGACGUCAAGUUAAGUCAAAGAUACAUUACUAGCACUACGGCACUCUUUGCAUAUGAACAGACUCAACAUGGAAGAGGGCAACCAGAAUUUAUUCUCACCAGUGUCAAACGAAGCAGAGUCGUAACGCAGUGGAAAAAGUUAAUCCAAACCCAUUUUGUUAACGAGAUAUAUUUUCUACUAACACACAGACAUAAUGUUUUUCUAGAAUAACCCUCCGACUGACUGGGGUCACUUGUCAUUGUGCUAUUUAGCUUUAUUUACAGGCCAAGUACACGAAACAUUUCGACGAAACAUUCCAACGCAGCUUCGCGCAGCGUUUCAGGAAUCUGUUGUGUAAGGACAAAAUAUUGUGCAACUCUAGGAAAGGAACGAUUCGAAGAAACAUUCGUCAGGAUGCUACCAGAUACAUUUUUGCUAGAAUGAGCGCAGCUCACUACAAUAUUGUAUAAUCUUAACUUUCACUUGGUCAGUCGAGCGCUAACUUAGUUGCGGUUGCCGUAGGGACCCCGACAAACCCACGCAUUCCUUCCUAAUGGUUAAAAAAAAUAAAAAACAAUGCUGAUUUGUGAUGCGUUACACUGUAACUGUGCAUACGACAGCUGUGUUGAUUGAUUAUCAAAACUCGCUGGCUAUUCUGAGGCUUUCGAAAAAUGUGUAACCACCAUUAUUAAUGAUGUAGCGGAUUGUCCCUCUUUAGUGCUAUGAGUGGUCUUUUUCAGUGGUAUUGGAGCAGUGGUAUUUGAAGUUUAUCUUCAUCUACGAACAUGCUGGCAGCGAGGUCCCAGUCUUGUAAUUACAAUUUUAACGUCAUGGAACCUCUUCUCGCUUGCAAUUCAACGCUCUGUUACUUACAACGGGGAGUACAACGAGGUAAUUUCUAUGAAUAAUUGAAUGGAAUUGCUAAAAGAUUUGACGAUAAAGAAAACUUUGAGCAUACUCAGAGAAGUGACAGGCAAAAUUUGGAUUUUAAUCGGCAGUACUCUAUUUACAAUCUUCCUCCUAAUCGAAAUUGAUAAAUCGGCGUCUGACAUCCACUGUGAUGCAGAAUUCAACGACAAGGAUGAGAAUCUCAUCAACAAGAAGUGUUAUCUUGAAUACCAGAACAAAUACAGCAAACUCCCCGUGUAUGGCUUCGUCCUCAUUAAUUUCUUCACUAUCGCAAUCGUCCCUAUUAUUUUCUCAAUUCUCCUCAAAUUGAGGGUCAACAAGCUCGAAACCUCUAACCAAAAUCUCGAGAGACAGCUUCAGCAAAAUAAAAGUAAAGUUUUAUUUUACACGUACUGUGGUCAGCUAGCCUCCACAAUUCUUCUGACGACUGGUUUUAUCAUCGUAUUGCAUACUAGCGUUUUUCGUGCGAGUACCCAUUUUCCGUCGAAUUUUAAAUGUAUUCUUUUGAAUCAAGGUUCCAAUUCCUCAGCGAUUUCAUCCACAUACGGCUCACUGACAAAAACUGAUAUUUAUACGUGUCAUAAUACACGAGCAACUGAGAAAUUCGGUGGGAGUGUUGCCUUGACUGUUUUCAAUGGAAUCUGGGCCAUUUUCGCAUUAAUUGAACUUGUCUGGAUCUUUUCACGGGCAAGGAAUGGUCCGCAGUUCAUGUGUGACCCUCAAUUUUAUGCUGAUCAUUUGAGAUCCAACCGAGAGCAAGAGCAGCGGCAAGAACAGCGGCAAGAACAGCGGCAAGAACAGCGGCAAGAACAGCGGCAAGAACAGAGUGAAGAAGCAGGACUUCUUUCCGGUCUUCGAUCUGAACAACAAGCGGAACUGCAAGCGAAAUUGGAACGUUUAAAGGUCUGUAUACAAAUACGCACGGAGCGACUUGAAGAUCUGAAUCAACCUAUUCGACCUCGACUAGGAGAAGGCUCAAAACCUAAAGAUCUAGAGCUCGAUCAAAUUUUUGUUAAGUUGGUAAUCCAUGAUGGUAUAGCGAACUAUGACUUUCCUGAAGAUAGACAGAAACAACUCAGAGUAUUCCCGAAACCGAAAUCGAAUCAGUCUGAAUAUGUACAUUGGCAAGAUAUUAUUGGUGGUUCUAACAAGCGUAUUCUUCUGAUUGGUCGUCCAGGCAUUGGUAAAACAAUCUUAUCCACUAAGCUGCUUCGAGGGUCUGCAUUCAAUAAGUUCACGCACCAGAAUUUUGAUGCUGCAUUCCUUGUGAAAUUUAGGCACUAUAACUCUAGAGGAGAGGACCUUGAUCUUCGUAAAUUGCUGUCUUGCUCAGAAACAGUAAGCCAAGAUCUGGAUGAUGAGGUCUGGAACUACAUUAUCACUAACCCAACCAAAGUUCUGUUAAUUUUUGAUGGAAUUGACGAGUUUAAUGCCAGGUCAGCGAUCUCCAAUGAUGACUCGCGUUUCAAGGACUCAAAGGAAGAGAAAAUGCCUCUCCAUUGUCUCUACAAAAAAAUAGCCUCUGGAAAACUUCUUAAGGGUGCCACUGUUAUUACCACAUCGCGACCAACUGCUUCCUCAUGUGUUAGACAGCUGAGAUUUGACAAAGUAUUGGAAAUUCUUGGCUUUACAUCUGAAGAAAUUGAAGACUAUGUGACGAGGUUUACCAAAGAAGACCAGAAUCCCGAAACCGAAAAGAAAGCAAUAUGGCAACACAUCAGCACCAACUUCAUUCUCUUUACUUUGUGCUAUGUUCCGGUGAACUGUUUUAUCAUUUGUUCCUGCUUGUCAUGGUGGCGUUCCCGUAGCAAAAGUUUACCUACAAAGCUUACUAAGAUAUACAGUACAGCGCUUAAGAUUUUCUACUUCAGACAUAAUGAUAAAUAUCGCAAGAGUGAAGAAGCCCAUGAUCAGCUUUUUUUAAAACCAUUUCACGAGUUACCCACUGAAUGUAAAGAGCAAUUUCAAAGACUAGGAAAAAUUGCUUUUGAUGGAAUUAAAGAAGGGAGACUACUUUUUACUUCAGAAGAAGUUAAAGGACUAGAGGAUUGUGGAUUGCUCCAUCGUUUACCUGACCUGCCUAGCCAGGAGGGACUUGAUGAGGACAAAGCUCAAUACUGCUUCAUUCACCUUACAUUUCAGGAAUUCCUUGCUGCUAGGCAUGUGGUUGAUACCAUGACAGAAGCCCAAGCAUUGGAACAAUUUAUCACUGAUCACAUCAAUGAAGGUUCAUGGCAAUUAGUGGUACAAUUUGUGGCUGGAUUAUUAGUUGACACUGAUGAAGUUAAACAACUGCAAUUUAGCGAAAUUUUAAUGAAGCUUCUUCCCAUGUCAACUUCUGAAGUAGGAAAUCUACUGGGACAGGAAGAUGCAGAGUGCAUGAUGACUGAAAAACCAACUGCAUUAAUUUGUUGGCCGCAUGAUAAAAGUGAAACAAAUUUAGCUGUGACCAUAUGUAGAUGUUUAUACGAGCUAGACAUAAAGCAGGAAUCUUCCAUAACAAGUAAAAUGGAAGAAAUGUCUUUUGAUGUGGUGUGGUUUAAUGAAUGCAAACUAGCACCUGCCGACUGUACAGCAAUUUUACAUUUGCUUAAAAAUCGUGAUGAAAAAUUCAAGCUGCGUUUGGGAUUUAACUUCAUUGGUGAUUUAGGUUGCAUGGAAAUUAAAAAAUGGAUUGUUAAAAGUAAUUGUGUGGAGUUGGACUUGACUCUGAACAAUAUAGGAGAAAAAGGAGUAGAAUACUUAUGUGAUACACUGAAACUUGAAAAUUGUAAUCUCACUGUGCUAGUCCUGGAUGGUAAUCACAUCGGAGACAAAGCAGCAGAACUCCUGAGUACUGCAAUUAAAGAUGGAAAUUGUAAACUAACUAGGCUCAACCUGAAGAGAACCAAAAUUGGAGUCAAAGGAGUAGAACACCUGAAAGAUGCACUAAAAUGUGUAAAUAAUAAUCUCACCGAGUUAAACUUGGCUUAUAAUGGCAUAGGAGACGAAGGAGCAAAAUACUUAAGUGAUUCACUGAAAUGUGAAAAUUGUAAACUCACUGUGCUAAACCUAAGAGAGAAUUAUUUAGGAGACAAAGGAGCAGAACACCUUAGUAAUGCACUAAAAGAUGUAAAGUGCAAACUCUCUGCACUGAACUUGGAAAAAAACAUUAUAGGAGCAAAAGGAGCAGAAGUCCUGAGUGAUGCACUGAAAGACAAAAAUUAUUACCUCACCAUGCUAGACCUGGGAGGUAAUAAUGUAGGAGACAAAGGAGCAGAACUCCUGAGAGAUUCACUAAAAGGUGCAAAAUGUGAACUCACUGUGUUAUACCUGGAUUUUAACAAGAUAGGGGACAUUGGAGCUAAACACCUGAGUGAUGCAAUUAAAGAUGGAAAUUGUAAUCUAACUAGGCUGCACCUGAGCCGAAACAACAUAGGAGAAAAAGGAGUAGAAUACCUGAGUAAUGCACUGAAAUGUGAAAAUUGUAAACUCACUGUGCUAAGCCUGUCAUGGAGUAGUGUUGGAGACCAAGGAGCAGAAUACCUGAGUGUUGCACUGAAAGAUGGAAAUUGUAAACUUACUGUGCUAAACCUGGAAUUUAAUGCUAUAGGAGACCAAGGAGCUAAACACCUUAGAGAUGCACUAAAA
This is a messenger RNA of Pocillopora meandrina, 13681 nucleotides long. Lineage: Eukaryota; Metazoa; Cnidaria; Anthozoa; Scleractinia; Pocilloporidae. The record is from the annotation of a GenBank genome assembly.